Molecule: messenger RNA, 779 nt
Organism: Magnolia sinica
Lineage: Eukaryota; Viridiplantae; Streptophyta; Magnoliopsida; Magnoliales; Magnoliaceae
Product: 14 kDa proline-rich protein DC2.15-like
Exons: 1
Coding region: 65-484 (139 amino acids)
Source: RefSeq, a predicted model, not a curated record
AUACCACUCAUCACCAAUCCCUCCAUCACCAGUUCCACUACCAUCAAUACCCAAGUGUUUGAAGAUGGCCUCAAAGAGCUCAGCAUCCCUUGCGCUUUUCCUCUCCCUCAACCUUUUCUUUUUUGUUUUUGUCUCUGCCAACCAUUACAACCCAUGCCCAUGCAACCCUAGCCCUUCCCCAAACCCAAAGCCAAACCCCACACCUUCUCCCACCCCAUCAUCGGGCGGUAAGUGCCCUAGAGACGCGCUCAAACUCGGCGUAUGCGCCAACUUGCUAGGGUUGGCGAAGAUCAAGGUGGGGUCCCCACCUACCCUCCCUUGUUGCUCUCUCCUCCAAGGCCUGGUUGAUCUUGAAGUCGCCGCAUGCCUUUGCACCGCCAUUAAGGCCAACAUCUUGGGCAUUAAUCUCAACAUCCCCAUCGCCCUUAGCUUGCUCGUGAAUGCAUGUGGGAAUAAGGUUCCAUCAGGGUUCAAAUGCGCCUAAGAGCUCUAAUAAUCGUUAGUUUCGGUCUUCUUUCCUUUGAUUACAAUAUCAUGUCUUUGUGUUUUGCUUAGUGAAGUGAAUUGCAAGCCUUCAACAAGUGCAGUAGGAUUUAUGCUGUUUUCUUUGCAUGUAUCAUCAUCAUGUCUUUCUUUAGCUUCUACUUACACUGUGGAUACAGUUGUUAAAUGUAGUUGUGAGUGAGAGAGGGAGCAUUUGGAGCCAUGAAAAAUACAAUGGCUUUGUAUUUUCCAUCAUAAGGAUGGCGAUCUUAAAUAAAGCUUCGUUUGUGAUCGAA